ACAACACUUGUUUACUUGCCGUCAACAUGAUGACCAACUCGCUUUCUUUCUCGGCGGACCACGAACGUCUGAGGCUCAGAGUGGAGAAGAAGACGAGAAACAUUUUUAUUACGCAGCCCGAUGACUGCAGGAAAAGGGAGGAGAAUGUCAAUUACAUACCAGUUGUAACUGAGGCUCCAAGCAGAAUCCUUAAGGUUGGUGUGAACACCUUACAAAAGACUCUAGUUUUGAAGAAGCAAGGCGAGCUGGAUGAGGUGAGCAACCUUCUUCAAGUCAAAAGAGACGAAUUUCAACGAAAUGUGGAGGAGCUGGCUCAAAGAAGGACUGAGCUGGAAAGAAAACAUCAGGAGACAAAAGAGAAAGCAUUGAAGUUUGAAAGGUUUGUGAGUGACAAUGAAACGAGGCGCAGUCAAGCUGUGCAGCAGUACAAAGCGAUGCAGGAGCACAACCUGCUGAAGCAGCACGAGUUGGAGGAGCUGACAAAACAGCUGCAACAACUUCGAGCCAGGAGGCACGUUUUAAAGGAGAGGCUUUCAAAAUCCAAAAUCUAUGAGGAUUUUUUGAUGAAAACAUUGGAUUACCUCCCAAACAGUGACCUUGAGACUGACACCGAAUGUGCGGUUAUGCCCAUCAUCCGGCGCUAUGAGACCCUGUGCUUUACCCAUCAGCAGCUGCUGUGGCGUUUGGGCCGUGUGGAGGAGGAGGUGGAGCAGGGCAGGCGGCAAUUGCUUGCCAUGAAGCAAGGACGCAGCAUGCACAAAUUGAUGGCCAGUAAGGAACUUUAUGAACUUCAAAGGGAGUUGGAGAGCCUUAAAGAGAAGAACAAGCAGGCAGAAGACAAACUGCUGAAGGAGCAAGGACAGUCCAGGAAGCAGGCUGAAGAAAUGGGAAGCUUAAUCAUGGCCAUCGGCAACCUUGCAGAACAGUGUUAUCAGCCAGCGUAUGGAACCCUGGAGAACAUGAGCGCUUCCUUAAUGAUGGACAUGGUAAAGGAGCACCUCGUGGACAAGGCGGACACAGAGAAGAGAGCGAGGAGACUGAUGGAGUAUGAUUCCCAAACGACAAGUAAAACAGCUUUGACGGACAUGAGAGCAAAGGCAUCCAUGAGCAGCUUUGGCAGUAAAACUCAACUCAAAAGUCAGAGUAAAGUCAGUAGGACGAGCAAUCUAUCUAGCUGAUUUAAAAAAAACUGUAACGAUCGAAAAGCUUCAAUUGCAAAAUUGAACUGCUGAUAAAGCAAAAGCUGUGAUAAAUGUGGUGUCCUAUACUAUUUAGUAACUACUGUGAAAAUGUGGCGGCACGGUGACCGACCAAUUAGCACAUCUGCCUCACAGUUCUGAUGAGCCGGGUUCAAAUCCGGCCUUGCCUGUGUGGAGUUUGCAUGUUCUCCCCGUGCCUGUGUGGGUUUUCGUGUGGAGGUGAGCCCAACUAUAUGUAGUUGGAACUUCUCAACCUCACACACCAGCUCGGACGCCUUCCCUGCCCGGGAGAUGACAUUCCACGUCACUAGAGCCAGCUUCUGUAGCCCGGGAUCGGACCGCCAAGGUCCCCGCUUUCGGCCACCACCCAGCUCACUAGGCACCCAAACCCUUUCGCCCCUCCCACAGGUGGUGAGCUCAUGGGAAGGGGAACCCACAUUGCUUCUUCGGGCUGUGCCCGGGCAGGCCCCAUGGGUGUAGGUCCAGCCACCAGGCGCUCGCCUUCGAACUCCACCUCCAGGCCUGGCUCCAGAGGGGGGCCCUGGUGACCCCCGUCCGGGCAAGGAAAACAUAGGGCCAUUUAUUUUAAUCAUCAUUAGAGGUAAUUUGAGCCUUGCUUUGUCUGGUCCCUCACAGUCCGUUCCUCUUUAUCAUACUGAGAAUGUCAUUAUUAAAUAGAAGCCAAAUUAACGUUGUCUAUAUAUUUUCAAGACUACAUUCAUAUUACUUUGAGUAAUUCAAAAGCAAUUGAGUAAUAUUUGUAUCCAAUAAUUUUAGUUACUUAUGCGCCCUUAAUAUAAUCUCUGCGACUUCAAAAGUAUUUUGGAACAAACAGUUAUUGUGUUGUGAGCGAAAGUCAUGUCAUUAGCCUCUAUGCUGAUCAGUUAUUAUUAAUGAAUUGUGUUUCAAUGUAUCUUGAAGGGGAAAAAUUCAGUCUUGCAGUCAUGUCAAUCGAAAGAUACACUUCAAUAUCUGAGUCGCAACAGAGUAAUAGACCAAUUUGCCACCUUUAAAAACAGACUGCAUUCGUUGACGCUUCCACCCACCAAGUAGCUAGCGAUUGCAGCUGUUAACAGAUUUUGAUUAUCACCUGGAGGAGAAAUUAUUCGCUGUAAUUCUUUUGUUAAUUGAAAACUAUGGGCUUGGCUGUCUGUGACAACACAGUGACCUUUCUUCUUCUUUUUUUUUUUUUUUUUUUUUUUGCAUAGUUUUGCAUACACUGAAACAAUGUGUACAUAUUUUUUGUGGUCAAUGCUGUAAACAUACUUCCUGUGUUUUUGUACUGUAUUAAAAAACAGACUGAAAUAACACUGCAAGUCUAACAGUGACUUUUGAACUUUUACCCAGUAUUGCAUCGUUUUCAAAUCUGUCCAAAAACAUUAAAAAGUAAUUUGUCAGUCUUCA
This is a messenger RNA of Phyllopteryx taeniolatus (common seadragon), 2603 nucleotides long. It is a transcript of the gene ccdc197, whose product is annotated as coiled-coil domain-containing protein 42 like-2. Lineage: Eukaryota; Metazoa; Chordata; Actinopteri; Syngnathiformes; Syngnathidae. The transcript is spliced from 9 exons. The record is from RefSeq and is a predicted model, not a curated record. Bases 27 to 1178 code for a protein of 383 amino acids.